Molecule: messenger RNA, 1308 nt
Organism: Brugia pahangi
Lineage: Eukaryota; Metazoa; Nematoda; Chromadorea; Rhabditida; Onchocercidae
Source: the annotation of a GenBank genome assembly
AUGGCCCCUACAGGUCAGAGCGCUUCAUGGUCUGACGUGCUUUGUUGCCGUAUCUGUUCAGAACUUUUUAGCUCCAAAAAACUGCCAAUAAAUCUUGCUUGUGGUCAUACAAUAUGUCAUAAUUGUCUUAAUGAGCUUAACACAAGUACCUGUCCGUUGGAUCAGACAGCAAUUUCCAUUCCUUUCGAAAAAUUACCUCCAAAUCUUGCAUUGCUCUCAAUCCUCUCAGAAUUUAUCAAUAGUAAACCGGAAAUUAAUCAAGAACUGUCCGAUGAAUAUCGACAUAUUGAGUCGAAUCUCGUCGAACUAGCCUCUUAUUUACAUCCUGUCGAGUGCUUAUUUGGAGGAAGUGUUUGGAGUGAUGAGUUAAGCAGGCCGAUGCAGCGCAAAUUAAUAUCACUGUUGUGUUAUCAGUUGAUGGAAUAUAAGGGUCUGCAGCGGGCACUUAAAACAGCACGUGCUUUGGCAGAACGUGCUCUUUCAGAAUUGGUCAUUUAUCAUCAAAAUAAUUCUAAUAUAUCAACAGUUUUGUGGUCUAGUAUACGUUCUAGAGGAUGCCAGUUCUUAGGUCCAGCUAUGCAAGAGGAAAUUCUGAAGCUUAUUUUAUUGAUACUUUCGGACGGUGCAUUGAUAUCUCGUAAAACUUUGGUGUUAUAUAUUGUGCAGACACUGCGGGUUGAUUAUCCGCAAGCUUCGAAAACGUGUGUUGGUCAUGUUGUACAGUUGCUUUAUCGAGCUGGUUGCUUUCAUGUAUUAAAACGUGAAGGUGAAUCGUCAUUGAUGCAACUGAAAACACAGUUUCGUGAUUAUGACGCACUGCGUCGUGAGCAUGAUGCACAAAUCGUACAAGUAGCUUUUCAGCAAGGUUUGCGUAUAUCUCCAGAUCAUUGGUCGGCUUUACUGUAUGGUGAUCAGCAUCAUAGAUCUCAUAUGCAAAGCAUUAUAGACAAACUCCACUCAACUCAAGAUUUCGAACAACAAGUCAGAGACUUGAAAACAGCAAUAGAACAGUGUUCAGGGCGAGAUAUGCUUAUUCCAACAUUCGAGCAUUUCGAACGCUUUGCUAAUUUUGAUUAUUUAAAUGAAUUACCAGAUUGGACAUUGGCAGUACAUUUAUUCGAUUCGUUGUUAUUUAUAAUAAAAACAUAUGUAAAAUUCACGCGGAUGAGAAGCAUAGCUAGAUUCAUUCCUGCAACUAAAUGUCCCAGUGUGUGUCAUCAAGGAGACCACAAUUAUAAAACAUAGUUUUCACGGAACUUUCCAAAUCCGAUAGGCACGGCAACUGGUAGUAUUUGUCUGCUGGUGUAA